UGAGAAUAACCCACCUGGGUAUGAGGCAGUGCUACUUAUAGAGGCCUCUCAAUGAGCCAUGUGCAUCACCCCAGCAACCCUCGACUCCCAACGGCCACAAUCCGUCCAAGCAACUGCCCCAGAACACCACUGCCACCCCAGCUGAGGUCCUCUUAUGCACUGAGGCCUCCAGCAGGUCCUUCAUGGAGGGACUGGGGGUGAUUGAACAGCCACCCAUUGCCUGCAACAAAACUCUCCAAAGUGUUGGGAUGCCAGAGGGAGGUGAGAAUAACCCACCUGGGUAUGAGGCAGUGCUACUUAUAGAGGCCCUCAAUGAGCCAUGUGCAUCACCCCAGCAACCCUCGACUCCCAACGGCCACAAUCCAUCCAAGCAACUGCCCCAGAACACCACUGCCACCCCAGCUGAGGUCCUCCCACGCACUGAGGCCUCCAGCAGGUCCUUCAUGGAGGGACUGGGGGUGAUUGAACAGCCACCCAUUGCCUGCAACAAAACUCUCCAAAGUGUUGGGAUGCCAGAGGGAGGUGAGAAUAACCCACCUGGGUAUGAGGCAGUGCUACUUAUAGAGGCCUCUCAAUGAGCCAUGUGCAUCACCCCUGCAACCCUCGACUCCCAACGGCCACAAUCCGUCCAAGCAACUGCCCCAGAACACCACUGCCACCCCAGCUGAGGUCCUCUUAUGCACUGAGGCCUCCAGCAGGUGCUUCAUGGAGGGACUGGGGGGUGAUUGAACAGCCACCCAUUGCCUGCAACAAAACUCUCCAAAGUGUUGGGAUGCCAGAGGAGGUGAGAAUGACCCACCUGGGUAUGAGGCAGUGCUACUUAUAGAGGCCCUGAAUGAGCCAUGUGCAUCACCCCAGCAACCCUUGACUCCCAACGGCCACAAUCCGUCCAAGCAACUGCCCCAGAACACCACUGCCACCCCAGCUGAGGUCCUCCCAUGCACUGAGGCCUCCAGCAGGUGCUUCAUGGAGGGACUGGGGGUGAUUGAGCAGCCACCCAUUGCCUGUGACAAAACUCUCCAGAGUGUUGGGAUGUCAGAGGGAGGUGAGAAUAACCCACCUGGGUAUGAGGCAGUGCUACUUAUAGAGGCCCUCAAUGAGCCAUGUGCCUCACCUCAGCAACCCUCAACUCCCAACGGCCACAAUCCGUCCAAGCAACUGCCCCAGAACACCACUGCCACCCCAGCUGAGGUCCUCCCACGCACU
This is a messenger RNA of Portunus trituberculatus (swimming crab), 1206 nucleotides long. RefSeq lists its product as uncharacterized. The transcript has 9 exons. The record is from RefSeq and is a predicted model, not a curated record. NCBI's taxonomy places the organism in Eukaryota, Metazoa, Arthropoda, Malacostraca, Decapoda, Portunidae. The coding region runs from base 183 to 578 and encodes 131 amino acids.